AUGGGAAUGAUAUUCUCAGAAUUUUAAUGCUUUGGAUUGGUACAGCUUUGGAGUGACUAAUGCAGUCCAUUGAAAAAUGAUAUAGAAAAGUUCUAUCAAGUGCAAUGCAAAUCUGAGAAAUUAGAAAAUUAAAACGGUCUCGACUAAGGAGCGAUAAUUGGAUAAUAAAAUAAAAAACUCUCAGCUAAUAGCUCUGAUAAUACUCAUUUAGGCAUUAGCAAAAAUCUCUCAUCUGGUAUUAUGAGGUAACUUUCAAUCAUCAAAAUAAGGCUUAGUAAUGAUGGUUGGGGAUACUUAUCUUAAGGUCUAGGAAAAGCAUAGGCUCUCUAUAAACUUUAAGUUAAUCUUUGCAAUCUGUCACACUAAGCAAUUGAAAUGCUACAACCUGGACUUAAAAUGAAUCAAUCUUUAGAAGUUAUUGAUUUUUCAUGUAAUGGCAUCACUGAUGAUUGUGGGGGAUUGCUUGCUAAGAUAGUCUAAGAAUAAUCUGAAAUGAGAGAUUAAGUUGUCUGGCUGCAUGGAUUAAGAGGAGAAAAGCCUAAGAAUCUUGAAGAAAUAGGGCUCAAAGAGUUUCAUCUCUGUUAUAAUAAAUUAGGAUCAAACUUUAUAAAGGCACUUGCUAAAGUUGUAAAAUAUGACGAAUAUCUAAGAGUUAUUGACCUUAAAUUUAAUAAAAUCACAGACAAUGUUGUGAAGAGCGAUCUGAUACCUGCUCUGAAAAAUAAUAAUUCAUUAACAAACUUAGACCUUAGAAAUAACAACUGCAAUUCUUAUAAACAUUAACAAAUUAUUGCCUUGUGCUUGCUCAAGAAUAUUGACAAAUUAAAGAAAAGCAAAAUCAUAGUAAAGAAGUAAUGGUUAAAUCCAAGUGUUUUAUUAUUUGAACCUGGUGAUUUAAUUGAAUAAAAUUUUGGUGAGACUGGGUAAUUUAGGCAGGUUCAAACUCCUAUUAAUCAGUAAUCAGCUAAGAUAAGUUAAGGAUUUGACAUGAUGAGUUAAAUGGGCUCUCAAUUUUCAAAAACUGCAUCUUAAAAAUUCAUUUAAGGCUCCAUAAAGUAAGUCUAAGCACCUAUUAUGAAAAAAAAUAAAAGACCAUAGUCAAGAAAUAACAUAAAAAUUGAGGAUGGAGAUGCAGAAUUUUAAAAUCAAAUGGUCAUAUAAGGGCCAUUUGCUUAGACUUUGUAGAACUAGUUUCCUAUAUCCUUAAAUAUUAAAGAUGGAACUACUUUCAAAAGAAGUGCUUCCUUUUCAGAUUUCUCUGCUAAUUUUGUGAAAGAUGGAAGCAGAGAGGACUUUUCAAUAGUAGCUCCUAAGAAUGAUCAAAAUGACUAUGACAAGAGUGAAUUUGAGAUUCUAAAUCCUCUCUCUCAAGUUUAACACCCUGACUAACAAUUUAAAAGAGAUUCUAUAAGAAUGAAAUAUGAAGUAAAUAAACUGAAUGAUACCAUAAACAGAAUGAAAAUGCUCUACUAGAUUAGUCAGACUACCCAGCCACUGAAUAAUGCGGCACAAAUGUCAAAUACAGAAUUUAACAAUGUUGAAUCGCAAAACUAGAAAUAUCAACCAGGCACUGGUGGUGAUGGAUCAGAGGAAGUUUUAUCCAGGAUAGAUAUGCUAAUGGGUGAGCUCACAAGGCUUAUGGAUAGUCUAGAGAAUACUUCAUAGAACUUUAACUUCAACUUCAAUAACAACCAAACUUUCUAAAAUAUCAUGCAAAGGCUUAAUGAUACAACUUAAAUGCUUAAUAGAACUCCAGCAUCUCCAAAUCAAGGAUCAAUUAAGACUUUCAGAAAGAAGGUGAGAUUGGCAAAAAAGAUCAAGCAGAACAGACCUAUGCCCAACUGGAUCAGAUACAAGACUGACAACAAAAUCAGGUACAACGCAAAGAGAAGAAACUGGAGAAGAACCAAGCUAAAGUUCUGA
Messenger RNA from Stylonychia lemnae, 1923 nucleotides. Lineage: Eukaryota; Ciliophora; Spirotrichea; Sporadotrichida; Oxytrichidae. The record is from the annotation of a GenBank genome assembly.